CUUGUUUAAGAUCUCAGAAUUGAGAAAAACUCCCACACCUUGAGCUCCUUCACAUACUGGUUCUCUCUCCUCUUUGUCUCUCUUUCUCUGUGUGAUAAAAUGAGCAACAUAAGCAUGGUAGAGGCAAAUUUGCCACCAGGAUUUAGGUUCCAUCCAAGAGAUGAAGAACUCGUAUGUGAGUACUUGAUGAAGAAGGUGACAAACUGUGACCCCUCUCUUAUGAUUGAAGUUGACCUCAACAGGUGUGAACCUUGGGAUAUUCCUGAAACGGCUUGUGUGGGAGGAAAAGACUGGUACUUCUACACUCAGCGUGAUAGAAAAUAUGCAACUGGGUUGAGAACAAACAGAGCUACUGCCUCAGGCUACUGGAAAGCCACAGGGAAGGACAGGUCAGUCUUUCGCAAGGGUUCCCUUGUUGGGAUGAGAAAAACUUUGGUGUUCUAUCAAGGAAGAGCACCCAAAGGAAGAAAAACUGAGUGGGUCAUGCAUGAAUUCAGGCUUGAAGGACCACUUGGUCCUCCUAAGAUUUCGUCUCCCAAGGAGGAUUGGGUGUUGUGUAGGGUGUUCUACAAAAAUAGAGAAGUUGCUGCCAAACCUAGCAUGGGAAAUUGCUAUGAUGACACGGGCUCUUCAACUCUCCCAGCAUUAAUGGACUCUUACAUCAAUUUUGACCAACCUAAAACCCAUGCAGAUGAGUUUGAGCAAGUGCCCUGCUUCUCCAUUUUCAACCAAAACCAACCCAGCCCAUAUUUCACACAGAUGACCAACAUGGAACCAAACCUACCCACCACCAAGAUUAACACUGAAACCACUUUUAAGGGAAUACCAAACAAUAUUGGUACUUAUUUAGACCCUUUCUCUUGUGACAACAAGGUACUAAAGGCUGUUCUGAGUCAACUCAGCAGCACGGAUAACAAUCCUAAAAUGAAAGGGUCACCAAGCUUAGGAGAAGGAAGUUCUGAGAGCUACUUAUCUGAAGUGGGCAUGCCCAACAUUUGGAGCCAUUACUGAUUUUUGGCUUCCAGCAUUGUUGUAAAGAGAUUGUAGCGAGUAUUAAUAUAUAUUUAAGUUUUCCAUUGUUAGCAUUAUGCAACUAUAGGGAUAGUAUUUUUCUCUUAACCGGUUUGGAACCAGUUUGGAGUAAGGUUUCUCCAACCCACUAUAUAUGCCAACUCAAAUGAGCACCUAUGUGUACUUUUGUAGUCACAUGAUUUAUUAAAUGAUUAUGUGAUUUGUUUAAA
Messenger RNA from Quercus robur (English oak), 1241 nucleotides. RefSeq names its product NAC domain-containing protein 21/22-like. The record is from RefSeq and is a predicted model, not a curated record. The transcript has 3 exons. Lineage: Eukaryota; Viridiplantae; Streptophyta; Magnoliopsida; Fagales; Fagaceae. Bases 100 to 1011 code for a protein of 303 amino acids. Gene Ontology annotation, molecular function: DNA binding. Gene Ontology annotation, biological process: regulation of DNA-templated transcription.